CCAUGAUUGAGGUUGUGAACGAUAGGCUACGAUGAAGAUUGUUAACGUGGUUCUGCUGCUCUGUCUGUCUGUGACACGGGGCCAGGGAGACGGCACAGGGGGCCUAAAGAACAACAACAAGAACCAUCUCGGUAAACCACAAACAGGAGGCUGCAUGAGCGAUGAUGCCAUCCUGACUGAACUGAAGGCUCUGAGAGACAUGGUGGUGAAACAGAGGGUCCAGCUGUCGGUCACCCAGAGACAGAUGGAAAAGAUGAGAAAAGACAACGCAGGCAGACCAAAGGUGGCAUUCUACACGGCUCUAACUAAUUCAGGACAUGUUGGGCCCUUCAACACUGAAACACCACUGGUCUAUAGCAAAGUCUUCACCAACAUAGGCAACGCCUACAGCCCAGCAACAGGUGUGUUCACAGCUCCAGUGAGAGAAGUGUACUACUUCAGGUUUACUGCUUUGGGGUACAGUAGUCCUAGAACGGUGGCAGGAGUAAACAUGUUCAAGAACAACCUCCAGAUCAUGCACAACGGUGUCUACAAUACCGAUGGCCAACAUAAAUUUGUGGUAAAUGCUGUCACUGUAGAGCUGGUUAAGGGAGAUAGGAUUAUGAUGCGUCUUCCAUCAGGCUACCGCCUGUAUGAUGAUAGUAGUAAUUAUAGCACCUUCAGUGGUUUCCUUCUCUUCCCCAUGUAAAACACUCUGCCCAGGCUCAUGACCCAGAGUUUAAUAAAGCUGAUAUUCCACCCUUGACCCCUGUAUUAAUUCAAAAGUGACCACGAGACUGGUGGAGAGAUGAUAUGGUGAUAAAUGUGUGGGCUGUCAGCAUUGUUGACAUGUUUAUUUGGAGCAAAGAUUAAGAUUUAUAAAUGAUG
Hypomesus transpacificus is the source of this 867-nucleotide messenger RNA. Its product is annotated as complement C1q-like protein 2. The coding region runs from base 32 to 688 and encodes 218 amino acids. The transcript is spliced from 4 exons. Lineage: Eukaryota; Metazoa; Chordata; Actinopteri; Osmeriformes; Osmeridae. The record is from RefSeq and is a predicted model, not a curated record. Gene Ontology annotation, molecular function: protein binding.